Messenger RNA from Ictalurus furcatus (blue catfish), 2691 nucleotides. RefSeq names its product DENN/MADD domain containing 2Da (gene dennd2da). The coding region runs from base 1013 to 2401 and encodes 462 amino acids. Gene Ontology annotation, cellular component: nucleoplasm; cytosol. The record is from RefSeq and is a predicted model, not a curated record. The transcript is spliced from 14 exons. Lineage: Eukaryota; Metazoa; Chordata; Actinopteri; Siluriformes; Ictaluridae.
CCUAUACAUUAUUGCACUGGUGGUGGGAAAUUCACGAAUAAUUGUGAAAGCCUUGAUGCUGAUUUUACAAGCACAUAUACUUAAUUAGCAACGAUAGCUAGCAUGCUAGGUGUUAGAUUAAAUUACAGUUAUCAUUAUUAAGAAGCAGUCAAACUUGGAAUUACUCACUUAACAUCAGCUAACGUUAGCCUUUAGCUACCUACGCUGAUUGAUAAACACAGGUGCAUAAGUGUGGAGAUUAACAUUAGCUUAUUCUGACGUGAAAUCAGAAGAGAGACCUGUGUGUACUUGCAGAAUUAUUAUUAUUUUUAAUCAGUUUCAUGUGGUUUUAUUGGUGGGCUUUGGGUUGGGGUUUAGGAAGGAUCCGUGUGGCCCAAGUUUAAAAGGUUUUUAAAAAGUUUUUAAAAGUUUAUUUGCUUAUUUAAUUUAUUUAAUAUAGACACAAUGCUAAACUGGAGGCUUCUAGAAGCUUCCAUUACUACAAAUACCAAACAUGUCCUGGCUGAUGGCCUGCUGGCCCACAUUACAGUCACAAAGCAAACACUCCGCUCUGGCUGUUGAUUCCCAAGAAUCAAACUCGCGUGUCCGAUUCACUGAUUCAGUAUCGAAUGGAGAGUCGGAUCAGUGGAGUGAUUCAGUGUGGAAAGCGUGCUGUGGCUUUCGCGUUGGUUUUCUAACUGUUAGAGAAGCGAACUGCAGAGAAGCUCAGAGUUUGAAAAGGUUCUGAUGGAGGACUGCUGCACAUCAGGUCUAGACGACUAAAACACGAUUUGGGAGAUUUAAUCCCUUUGGAAAUAAACUAAAAAAAAAAAAAAGAAAGAAAAGAAAAAUGAACGGACUUGCAUUACCGAAACUGAGAAGUGAGAAGGGGAAGAAAAGUGAGUCGAAACACCGGCGCAUGUAUACACGCUGUAGGGGACACCGGGGUCAGCUGUACCUGUAACUGAAGCUCCACAUUGUAAUCACAGGUAACGUUUUCCUGGGCGAGGAUGAGGAGCAGGAUAGAGGAGCGAUGAAGAGGCUCAGCACCAUGUGGAUGUCCGUCAAGGGCAAAAUGGGCCGAGAUAGAGGUGCUAAAGAGCCGGACCCUCCGCUGAGCCCGGACCUGGUUCCUGUGGAUGAACAGCAGAGAGAACCGCGCUACGCCAGCGGACAGUUCUUCUUCGAGUACCUGGUGGUGGUCAGCCUUAAAAAAAACAAAACCGGCACGUACGAGCCACAAAUAUCGUACCAGUUCCCUAAGAGGGAUGGUAUGGUGCGUUUUCAGAAGGAGGAAGAGGAGAAGACGCUGAAGGCCAUCACACUGUUCUGUUUUCCAGAAGGCAUUAACUGGGCUCCACUGACAGAAUAUUCCAGUGAGACAUUCUCGUUCGUCCUGACCGAGGUGGACGGCAGCAGGAGGAACGGUUACUGCCGCAGGCUGCUGCCUCAUGGCAGUGGCGCUCGUCCCCCAGAGGCGUACUGCAUCAUCAGUAAAGUGGCCUGUUUCGGUCUCUUCUCGAAGAUCUUUGACGAAGUGGAGAAGCGACGUCAGAUCUCCAUGGCGAUGAUCUACCCGUUCAUGCAGAGUCUGCGUGAGGCUCCAUUUCCCGCUCCAGGAAACACCGUGCAGAUCAAGAGCUUCAUCCCCGACUCCGGCACCGAGCUCAUCAGUCUGACACGUCCCACAGACUCGUGGUUGGAACAUGUGGAUUUCCGUACGCUGUUCCGAUGUUUAUCGGAUGAAGAAGUGCUGCAGGUUUUCGCUGCUACAGUGUUGGAGCGCAGAAUCGUCUUCCUCGCUGAGGAUCUGGGGACGUUGUCUCAGGUGAUCCACGCCGUCUCUGUACUCCUCCAUCCCUUCAUCUGGCAGCACACACUAAUCUCCAUCGUGCCUCAGAUUCUGAUUGACGUCGUCAUGGCACCCACGCCAUACCUGCUGGGGGUUCAGAAGCAGCUGGCUGAUGAUGUCCUCGAUCAGGGUGACAUGCUGGCUGUUGAUUUGUCGGAGGGUCGAAAGCAAACGCUCAUCAGACGAGUCGGAGACGAGGACUCGAUUCUACCCCACAAACUGAAAGAGGAGAUCCUGCAGGCUCUGAGGAGCAGGAGCGAGACGUCCAGUUUGGAGGAACUGAACCGCAUCGUCCCCGAAGCCUUCCUCCCGUUCUUCAUCAAAACCGUCGGCCAUUUCUCCAAAUACAUGGUGAGGAACGGAGCGGAGGUGAACUUCAACAAGAGGAACUUCUGUAAAGCCAUCGAGUCCAAAAGCACUCGACAUUUCGUCAAGAAGUUCAUUCAGACGCAGAUGUUCGACCUGUUUAUACAGGAAGUGGAGCAGAGACCUGCCUCCCAGAAAGGUUUUUUUGAGCAGAAGAUCUCAGAGUAUCACAGGAAGAUGCGAGAGAAAGCAAAGAAACACUAGAACUUCAUAACGUGUGUAAAAUAUACAGAAACUGGAUGUUAAAUAAUUAUUCAGGCUGUAGAUAGAAAAAUGAAAAUUAUUUAUGUUAGUUUUAUUGUAAAUUGGGGAACGUGUGUGUGUGUGUAUAAUGGAUUCUUUUAAAAUGUGUGUUUUAAUACUAUAUUUUGUGUGUGUGAGAAGACGAUAUUUUAGUUUUAGAUUUAGGUCUUGAUGUUUUUAAAUUGAUAGUGAGUGUUUUUAAAAGACUGAGCCAGAAUUUAAAUAAAAACUUUUAAAUGUUUAAAAGUUCU